AUGUACCUGAUCACUGUGUUGGGAAACCUGCUCAUCGUCCUGGCCGUCAGCUCAGACUCCCACCUCCACACACCCAUGUACUUCUUCCUCUCCAACCUGUCCUUGGUAGACAUCUGUUUCACCUCCACCACCAUCCCAAAGAUGCUGUGGAACAUCCAGACACAGAGCAAAGUCAUCACCUAUGUAGGCUGCAUCACACAGAUGUAUUUUCUCACACUCUUUGGAGGUUGGGACAACUUCCUUCUAACUGUGAUGGCCUAUGACAGGUAUGUGGCCAUCUGCCACCCCCUGCACUACACAGUCAUCAUGAACCCUCGGCUCUGUGGACUGCUGGUUCUGGUGUCCUGGAUCAUUAUUGUCUCCUUAUUUUAUUGUACAGUCCUGGCAGUGUACCUCAGCUCUGCUCCUACCCGCACCUCACAGUCAAGUGCAAUCACCUCAGUGAUGUACACCGUGGUCACACCUAUGCUGAACCCAUUCAUCUACAGCCUCAGGAACAAAGACAUAAAGAUGGCUCUGAAUAACUUCUUGGGGAUGGCUGGUAUAAAAGGGACAAUUGUUUUGGGGCUGAAAAGGUGCCUUUGAUUGCAUGG
Messenger RNA from Myotis daubentonii (Daubenton's bat), 593 nucleotides. Its product is annotated as olfactory receptor 7A17-like. The transcript is spliced from 2 exons. The record is from RefSeq and is a predicted model, not a curated record. NCBI's taxonomy places the organism in Eukaryota, Metazoa, Chordata, Mammalia, Chiroptera, Vespertilionidae. Gene Ontology annotation, cellular component: membrane. Gene Ontology annotation, molecular function: olfactory receptor activity; G protein-coupled receptor activity. Gene Ontology annotation, biological process: G protein-coupled receptor signaling pathway. Bases 1 to 585 code for a protein of 194 amino acids.